Messenger RNA from Tachysurus fulvidraco (yellow catfish), 2812 nucleotides. RefSeq names its product tetratricopeptide repeat domain 27 (gene ttc27). The transcript has 20 exons. The coding region runs from base 183 to 2720 and encodes 845 amino acids. NCBI's taxonomy places the organism in Eukaryota, Metazoa, Chordata, Actinopteri, Siluriformes, Bagridae. Gene Ontology annotation, molecular function: protein binding. The record is from RefSeq and is a predicted model, not a curated record.
CUCCAUUUCCCAGGAUGCACCGCGGCUCUAUCAUGGCUGCGCACUGACGGCAUUGUGGUACAUGUGGAAGAAGCUAAGAGAAUUAACACUGGUGUUGAAACACAACAGCGGAGUUUCUCACUAGUCGUUUACUGCGUUAAUGAGUGUUAAUUAAACUCGGUGUAUUUCACCUUUAAAGAGAAAUGGAGCAGACGGUGCAGAUGGAGGCGGCGAUACUGAGAGGGUUAAUGACGGAAACCCAGAGGACUGAGUGGUGGGGACACAACAGUAACAACACAGAUGGAGCUCUGCUGCUACAGCGUGUGUUUGAGGGGGAUUUCGAGGGCGUGUUGCUCAGUGUGCCCGUGUUGGAGAUGCUCUCUGCAGAGCCGGAGCAGGACGAGAACAUCGAGUCGUACCUGCAGAGACGCUUCAUCACCUACCUGAGCACCAACCAUGAAGAAACCAGAAAGGACAGGGAGUUGGUGAUGCUAGCGUUAGCAGUUUCAUGUCUUCAUCUGUUUGUCCAGUCUAAUUGGACAGGUCCUCCUUUUGUCCUGCACGACUCUGACUUUCUCCCUGUGGCUCUGCUGGAAAAACACGAAGAGGUCAGAGCUGCACUGCUCUCCAGUCUGGUGUUAGAUGGUGAGUGUGUGUACACUCUGCUGUCCAACCCUCUGCUCCUGCUGAUGGCUCGAGUUGUGUUGGUCUCCUGUGCAGAGAAGAUGAAGAACCUGCAGCUGCUGCCCUGGUGGACUCUGAGGUAUGUGGCGUUGCAUCAGCAAGUUCUAGAAGAAAAAUCACCCCAACUCUUCAGUCUUGCAAAGAGCUGCAUGGAGAAAGUGUGUGAACAUGAGGAUGUUCUAAGUGCUGACACUCACACAACUCUGGCCAUGAUGUUCCACCUGGAGUGCAGCUACACGUGUCUGAGUUACUACGAGUACCGCAAAGCUAAAGAACAUCUACAGACAGCUCAGCAGCUCUCAGGACUCCUCAUCAACAUGACCGGUGCGUUGGGGAAGCGAACUCGCUUUCAGCACAACUUCCUCGCUCAGCUCGUUCUCGACGUUAAACGGAAGGAGGAGUCUCUCGUUUCCGACAGUGAGCUGUCACCAACACCGACGCCCACAGACCUCCUACCCAAAGACCAUCACCUGAAUGAUGAUACUGUACUGAACCAGGUGAACUUAGCUGAGCCGUCUGAACACCAGCUCCCUGACCUCAGUGCUGAGGAGCAGGCUCUCAUCCUGGCAGUUUGCUCAGACUUUCAGAAGAACAAUCCGGUCCACAAGCUGAACGAUGAGGAGCUCCUGGCCUUCACCACGUGUGUUCUGUCCCAGCCGAGGUUCUGGGCUAUAGAGGUGACGGCUCUUUGCCUGAGGACUAAACUGGAAAGGUCGAGUUCACGCAGAGUGGAGCGUGCAAUGAUGCAAACUCAGACGCUGGUGGAUUUCUUUACUGAGACGAAGUGUCCGGUGUCCGAGCGCCUGAAGAUCUUCUACAGCUGCCGAGCUCCUGCACACUGGGACCUGCAGAGGCAGUUAGCAAGUUUGCUAACAGAUCUCGGGUUAACUAGCUCAGCUCUGCUCAUUUAUGAGAAACUGGAACUCUGGGAAGACGCCGUCAUCUGCCUGGAAAGAAUGGGCCAGCAUGGCAAGGCAGAGGAAAUACUGAGACGAGAGCUGGAGAAGAAGGAAACUCCAUCCCUUUAUUGUCUCCUGGGCGACGUGUUAAAGGAGCCGCAGUAUUACGAUCGAGCCUGGGAGCUCUCCAAACACCGCAGCGCUCGGGCAAAAAGAUCACGAGCCCUCCAUCACCUCCGAAAUAAAGAGUUUCAGGAAUGUGUGGAGUGUUUCCAACAAUCACUGGCCAUCAAUCCCAUGCAGCUGGGGGUGUGGUUCUCUUUAGGCUGUGCAUAUUUUGCAUUAGAGGGAUAUGAAGGAGCUGCUAAAGCCUUCCAGAGGUGUGUGAGUCUGGAGCCAGAUAACUCAGAGGCCUGGAACAAUCUGUCAACUGCCUACAUCAAACUGAGGAAAAAAGAGAAAGCUUUCCGCACGCUGCAGGAGGCUCUGAGGUGUAACUUUGAGCGCUGGCAGAUCUGGGAGAACUUUAUCGCCGUGUGUACGGAUGUGGGCGAGUUUGCAGAAGCCAUUCGAGCUUAUCAUCGUCUCCUGGACCUGAGGGACAAGUACAAGGACGUGGAGGUUCUGGAGAUUCUGGUCAGAGCGGUGGUUGAAGACCUGCCUGAUCACCGUGGCGACCGGGCGUCCAAUCACAGGGCCAAGUUGCAGGAGCUGUUGGGCCGAGUCUCUGCCAGCUGCAGCACCGACCCCCAAAUAUGGAAGCAGUACGCCUGUCUCUAUGGUGAUGGCCAGAGCGACAACAAAGAGGACAACGAGAAGGCCUUGCACUUCCUGUCUAAAGCGCACCGGUGUGAGACGCAGAAAUCAGGAUGGGAGAAAGACCCGAGCAGCUUUAAAGAGGUGAUGAAGGGAGCCGUAGACAUGGCCACCGUAACUCUCCGCUGUAGCAGGGAAAAGUCGAAUCCUCUGGAAGCACUUCAGUUGCUCACGUCGGCUCGUCUCAGUCUGAAGAGCUUAGAGGCUAAAGCUAAACAACUCUACACUGACGUAGCGACUGGAGAAAUUCACCUUGAGCUCCAAGAUGACGUAGCGCAACUGGAGCGGCUUAUCACAGAGCUACAGGACCUGAGCGCCAAGCUGCGGAGCCAAUCAGAAUAAUAUCCUGUACGAAGCUCGCCCUGUUCUGUGUAUACUAAAGUGGGCUAAUAAACUGUUAGUCAGGAAAAUUCAGAAUAAAGGAUUUUUUAUCA